AUGUCAACAAUGACAAGAGCCAAUAUGUGUCCAAUAUGGCCCCUGCAUAUCAUAAUUUUAUACCUGUUGGCGUUGUACCCCAUGUGGGCUGUGUGCCAGGCGGUACCAAAUCUACUGGCAACAUUCGACCCUAGCGAUAUCACCGUGCACAUGGACGCUUAUAAAUUCGUCAAUGUUACCGUCACAGGUGAUGGGCUACUGGGAGCCGAUGAAAUUAUAGUAACGGUUCCAAACGACCAUGUGGCGAAUGCUGAUUGGAAUUCUACGAAUAAGCUCACAGAAGAAGAAGCUUCUAGUACGAGAUGGCAGGGCCGAUUGCAAGUCAGUGGAAAAUUUCUUGGUCGGACGGAUCUCGUACUAGAAUUGCACAGGGGCGCUUCUGUACACCCAGUUAAUGGUACAAUACCAGUUACUGUGAUCCGUCCAGAGCGAAUUAUUGAUACUAUAUUUACGUCCAGUGUUGCCGCAUUUGUAUCACUUAUAUUCAUAAACUUCGGUUGCGCCAUGCAUUGGCCUACGGUAAAGGAAGUGCUCAAGAGGCCAAUUGGCCCUCUUAUUGGUAUGUGUGGACAGUUCCUCUUUAUGCCGUUGAUGUCGUUCGGGCUGGGUUUCCUGGUGUUCCCGUCGCUGCCGGAGAUGCGGCUGGGCAUGUUCUGCACGGGCGUGGCGCCAGGCGGCGGCGCCUCCAACAUCUGGACCUUCAUCCUCGGGGGGAAACCUGAAUCUAUCGCUCGCUAUGACCUCCAUAUCAACCCUCGCCGCCUUUGGUUUCAUGCCCCUCUGGCUGUUCUCACUCGGCCAGUGCCUCUAGGCAUAGGUCUCGCAAUUCAAAAAUGGACACCACGCCUUUCCGCUUUCAUGGUCCGGAUCCUCAAAGGAUUCUCAACCACCCUGUUGCUGUUUAUCAUCGUUUUCGCCAUUGUCACCAAUCUCUACAUCUUCGAAUUGUUCACGUGGGAGAUCGUAGUCGCCGGCAUGGGUGUCCCAUGGCUGGGCUACGCUGCCGGCUAUUUACUGGGGAGAGUUUGUCGCCAACCGCACCCCGACGCUUUGGCGAUAUCCAUCGAGACCGGCAUCCAGAAUACCGGCAUCGCAAUCUUCCUGUUGCGUUACGCAUUGCCGCAACCCGAAGCAGAUCUUACCACGGUUGUACCGGUGGCAGUUGCUAUUAUGACACCCAUUCCGAUGACAGCUAUCUACAUCUACCAGAAGAUAAAGGGGUGCUACGACAAACGAAGACAGGACAAAAAAAUCCUUGAUGAAAGCAACAGCGUCAUACCCGGUAACCCCGAGCCCGGAGUCAUCGCUACCAUUGAUGUCAAAUAA
Messenger RNA from Parnassius apollo (apollo), 1326 nucleotides. The record is from the annotation of a GenBank genome assembly. Lineage: Eukaryota; Metazoa; Arthropoda; Insecta; Lepidoptera; Papilionidae.